Molecule: messenger RNA, 366 nt
Organism: Mycosarcoma maydis (corn smut)
Lineage: Eukaryota; Fungi; Basidiomycota; Ustilaginomycetes; Ustilaginales
Exons: 1
Coding region: 1-366 (121 amino acids)
Source: RefSeq, a predicted model, not a curated record
AUGCCUUCCUGCUUCACCAACCCUACUACCACCACCUUCUUGCCCUUCAGCCAUUGCCUUCAUAGCCCUCUGUCAUCACACGUCUACCCCUCAAUCGAAGGCACAAUCAUGUCGCAGCAUUCCAGUCGGCAAAAAGAAUACACUGACGAAGGCGGUGUGAUCAUCUUUAAUAUUGGCAUUCAAACACGUCAGCAGUCAUCUGUCGAUGAUGGCCGCAAAGUAAUCGAUCAAUUUAUUGAUCUGUUACGCGGUUAUGCAGAUGAUCCCAACGUCACUAUUGAAAGCGCACACUACGAGCCCGCCACCGCGACCAUCUUUAUUCACGACCCCACAGAGAAGAUCGAGCCCAUCCAGCAACAAUUGUGA